UUCAUUCAAUUUGCAUUUAUUUAACCUAGAGUCUGCCUAAUAGUUGCAUGGCUCUUUGCUUCCUAGAAUAAGAACCUCAAAUUGGUUAAGACUCAGGAACCAUUUCCUUCUGUCUAGGUAUGGAAAGAUAGUUGGAGGCAUCAUGUAGUCUUCACUCAUUCGGGAAACAUUCAUUAAGACCCUAUUGUGUCAAACUCGGACACAGGAAGAUAAAGCCCUGGAGAGACAUCACCUACUAUACAAUAUAAAAUAUAUUAUAUACAAUAAAUACAUCAUACAGUAAGUACCAUGAGCUUUUCACAGAGCCUGAGAGACAGUAACUUAGGUUUGGAACAAAAUCAAAGAACUUUCAAGAAGCAUUUGAAGACUGCUGAGUCUUCAGAGGGAAGAAUUAAGACUCUGAGACCAAGGUACAGACAGCUAAAACAAAGCCAGUAGUGUAGCCAUGAUGCAGUAAUUCCAGGGGUUCAGUGAAGGACUCUGGCCAGAAGGAUCAAAAUCCUGUCUCUCUGUCAGCCCAGCUUUCCCUCUCUAGGUGUUAAUCUCAAAAUAAAAUUCUACACAUUUUAUUCUAAUUCCCAGCUAGGGCUCUGCUAUGAAGGAAGCUUAACCAAUCACACCUGCCAAGAGCUGCUUUACAGCCAGGACCAAACUCCUGAAAAGGCUCAGAACCUGUGGAGCCCCACAGCCUGCAACCAGGAUAACAAUGAUUGGUUCUGCUGUUUAUUUACUCUAGAGUCAUCACACACAGGCAAGUUCAGAUUUCAACCUGAUCCCUAGGGUUUAAGCUACAUCCAGUGUAAAAUUAAAAUUAGGUUUUAUUGAAGCCCAUUCCCCAGCACAACAGAGAAACAUCUCUUGACUACCACAAUGGCAAACAAGGUUAGAAAGACUGGCCAAGAUCUACUAAGGUCACAAAAUCUCUAGGUAAAUUUAUUUCUCAAUUUAAGGACAAAAAAACCGUCUCUGCCCCCCCUCCUCUCUCUCUCUCUCUCUCUCUCUCUCUCUCUCUCUCUCUCUCUCUCUCUCUCUGUGAGUUUGUACAUAUAUGUAUGUAGAGGGUUGGAAUACAGAAAGCAAGACUAUAUAAAUAUGUAACAAAUUUUGCCAAACUUGCUGAAAGGAUAUUGGAGCAGACCAGAGGAUGAGUAAUUGAUUGACCACAGGAAUAUAGAAGGUGGGAUGUUUCUGAGUGAUGAAGGGCUUCAACUUCUGAGUUUAUCAUGGAAAUUGUAGGUUCCCUAUUUUCUCUCUCACUUUGUGAUGUCAUCUUGAAAGUAGAGGCUUAGGAAAUCCAAAGACCAGGAAGCCCUACACUCAUUAUGUGUUUGUUAUGUGAGUAUGAACAGCUUAACUUCUCUAUGUCUCUUUUUCCUUAUUUGUAAAUAAAUAAUGUAUCUCCUUUGGCAUGGUUGAUAAGAAUAAAAGCAUUGACUAAUACAGUAGAGAGAGCUUUAUAGAGCAUAGCAUUAACAUUUUAGGUGCAGAGUAAUUUGGUGUGGUAGUUAAAAAAACAAAACAAAAAUUGGCUUGCUAGCAUUAAAUUUAUGUGCUAUCUCCACCCAGCUUUCCAGAUAUUUCUAAUUAAAAAUAAUAUUAAACUAAAAAAUCUAUUAUUGUGUUCAUCUUAUCCUGGGGAGUACAUGGUGUGGGUAUGUGGAAGUCAGAGGACAAAUUUGUAAAGUCAGUUCUCUCCUUCCACUUUUUUGUGUUUUACAGCGUGAACCCAUCUCUUCAGGCUUGCAUAGCAAGCACUUUUACCCACUGUGUCAUCAUUGUGGUGUUUCUGAAGCAUGCUGAAGACAAAUGAUCCUUCAUCCCAAGGAAAUCGUGACCUAGAGACAACAGACAUCAUGAAUAACAAAGAUGAGACUCUGUCCUCUCCGGUAACCCCACAAGACCUUCCAGAAUUUGGCCUGGAAAGAGACAAAGAGAAGAGAAAAGUUACUUCAUCUCCAGGAGAUUACAGAGGUGGACCCCAGACCCUGGUCGACUGCCCUGCGGGUCGGGGCAACUGACGCCCGAACAGGGACCCCCUGGGGGUCACAGAGGAGAGAACGCCCGCUCAUCAGUAAGGACAGGCCUGUCCGCCCUUUUCUGAAGCACCAGAGAGUGACUUUGGAUCGCUAGGACGCCAGGGAACACCCGCCGCCGUGAGACAGUCCGGGAGGAGUUCAUAGCAUGGCGCAGAUCUUAAGGUUAGUAAGUGAUGGGACAAGCAUUUUCAAAGCAGUCACUAUUUGUGACAGGACUGAAGCAGUCACUCAAGACGCGAGGAAUUAGGGUUAAAAAGAAAGAUUUAAUAAAAUUUUUAGAUUUGGUAGAAGAUAUAUGUCCCUGGUUUCCCCGGGAAGGGACAAUUGAUCAAAAAAGGUGGCUCAGAGUUGGAGAUUGUUUUAAAGAUUAUUAUGAGGUUCUUGGUCCUACGAAAAUUCCAGUCACUGCCUUCAGUUAUUGGUCUCUUAUUAAUGAUAUCCUUAGAACCACCUCUGAAUGGCCAGAUCUUCAGCAUUUAGUCAAGGAAGGAGAGCGUUCAGUGAAGGAAAGCUCGCUGAGGGAGCUUGCUCUCCUCCCCUUACCUGUUGACCCCAUACUGGGAGAGGAGUUGGCCUCUGGCAUUAAGUCGUCGCCUUCCCCCCCAUCGGUCAUUAUUGAUAUGGAGAGUGCUUUUGAUCCUAUCCCUGCUAGACCUUUCUCCGCUGAAAAGAUUAUGUCCAAUGCUCCACCCAAUACACCAGAAUGCCAACCUAAUAGACAACUUUAUCCUUCUCUUCAAGACUUAGGCAAAGGUGGUGUUUCUUCUCCUGAGCAGGAGGUUAAAAUAGAGGCAGGAGCUGCUCGUUUUGAGUCAAAAACAGCCACUAUAGCACUGGCCACAGAUGGUACCAGAGCUGGUACUCGCUCUCCCUUAUCUUUUCCCCCUCCGCCUUAUGGCCUCCUAGAUGCAGUCCUUGAUUCACCUCCUGUCUCAGAUGCUUGUCGCCAGCUGACCAACGAUGUGACAUCCUUGAGACACAUGGUAGAGACUAGAAAAGAGCAGGAACAAUUGCUUAUAGCUCUUCGCGAUUUAGAGACAAAAUUGACAGAGCUGACACCCUUACAGAGUCCCCAGCUUAAGGCUACAGGCCAGGGUAAAACUCCAAACAAGAAACAUAAAGUUUUAGCUUUUCCCCUUUCCCUGAGGAGCGGGGCAAAAGUCCCUAGAGACCCCUCCACCCCAGGUACCCUGGAGAAGGAGGAGGAUCGAGUUACAGAUGGUGAUUCUGAGGAGGAGACAGAACUUCACCCCGACUCACAGGAGCCAGGAGAUACGGCUGCUGGCUCUGGGUCCAGCGCAGCUCGGGCUGCACCGGGUCCUCCACGCUAUCAUUAUCAACCCCUAGAUUUUAAAAUAUUAGAAAAGCUCAAAACAGCGGUAUCAAAUUAUGGCCCUGUGGCCCCCUUUACACUGGCAAUUUUAGAAUCCUCUACUGAAGGAUGGCUCACACCAAACGAGUUUUCGCAGCUUGCCCGAGCCGCGCUUUCAGGCGGCGAUUUUGUGCUUUGGAAAUCUGAAAUGGCUAAAGCCGCAAAAGAAAUUGAAACAAAAAAUCGUGUACGUCCUGAUACCAGGUCAUGGACAGCAAAAAAGAUUCUUGGUGAGCCACCCUUUAAUACUUUAGAGUCUCAAAUGCAAUUUUCUCCUGGUCUUUUGGCUCAAAUUCAUCAGGCAUGCCUGGCAGCCUGGAAAAGGUUGCCUCCCAAGUCUGGUUUCUCCUCCACGCUCACUAAGGUACUCCAGGGAGCUGACGAACCAUACAAUUCUUUUGUCAGCCGUUUGACCGAGACAGCAGAGCGCUUGUUUGGUGUUCAAGAGCCUGAAAAUCCCUUUAUUAAACAGCUAGCAUUUGAAAAUGCUAAUUCCACUUGCCAGGAUAUUCUCAAACACCACCAGUCAAAGCCUUUGGCAGAGUAUGUUCGCCUCUGA
Messenger RNA from Rattus norvegicus (Norway rat), 3967 nucleotides. The record is from RefSeq and is a predicted model, not a curated record. Lineage: Eukaryota; Metazoa; Chordata; Mammalia; Rodentia; Muridae.